Messenger RNA from Hydatigera taeniaeformis, 759 nucleotides. Lineage: Eukaryota; Metazoa; Platyhelminthes; Cestoda; Cyclophyllidea; Taeniidae. The record is from the annotation of a GenBank genome assembly.
AUGCGUUCGGCUGUAAAAGUUAAGGCCGUAUGGGCGCUUCUUCUAAUCAUACUUGGACUAAUUUUUGUCCGCAUUUUGAGCCGACCAAGUGAUGCGGUUACUAUCUAUGUUAUAACUCCAACAUUCUAUCGGAUUACUCAAAAACCCGAGUUGGUUCGACUCUGUAACACUUUCUCGCUUGUUGAAAAUAUUCAUUGGAUAGUUAUCGAGGAUUCAGUUAACAAAACAGACUUAGUUGCUAAUUUUUUAAGCGAAUGUAAGGUUUCGUCGACACAUCUGAAUGCAGUAUCACCAAAAGACAAGAAUUAUCACAUUAAGGGAAGCAAUCAACGAAACGCUGGUAUGCAGUGGCUCCGAGAGAAUAUAGUCAAAGGACAACAAAGAGGCGUGGUUUACUUUGCCGAUGACGAUAAUACAUAUGACCCUCGUAUCUUUAAUGAGAUGCGCAAUUUGCGCCAAGGUGCCACUUGGCCGGUAGGGAUAGUGGGAGGGAGUAGUUGGGAAGGCUGUAUCACUGCGCCUGGCGAGCCCUCACGAAUUGUGGGCUUUUGGGCUGGCUAUAAACCACGACGAAGUUUCCCAAUCGACAUGGCCGCCUUUGCCAUCAACGUGGACCUCCUUUUUACCUACCCCAACGCAUCCUUCGACUACAAGCACGUGGAACAGCAGGAAGGCACUCUACUUUCUCAGGUUGGCUUCAAGUCUGCUCUCGAACUUGAACCCCGUGCCAACGGUUGCUCUAAAGUAAGUCAGAUCUAA